Messenger RNA from Acanthoscelides obtectus, 440 nucleotides. The record is from the annotation of a GenBank genome assembly. Lineage: Eukaryota; Metazoa; Arthropoda; Insecta; Coleoptera; Chrysomelidae.
UUUUUCAAACACAAACACCUCACUAAAAUUAUUAUUAAGUUUUUGCUAUGAAAGGCAAAACUCUUAACUCUCAAUCGUAGGGCUUGAUGCUAUCCUUGUUGAAUUACUUUCAACAAGAAAAGGAUAAUGGAGGGCCUCUAUUACCAUUGUCAGCUGUUAAAGAGGGGGUGGCUUGGGCACUAAAUAUUAGUUUGUCCACUAUUACAAGAAUACAAAGACGUUUAUCGUCAUCUAAUGAUAAUGUAUUAAGGUCACCUGGAAAGAAGAGACCCAGAAAAAAAUCUAAAACUACAGAUUUAUCUGACGCAGUUAAGCAUAGUAUGAGAGACACAGUGCAUCAAAUGUAUUCUGAAAGCAAUGAUGAUAAGCAUGAGAUGGUGGAUUCCAAAUUAUUGAAAUUUUUUUUCAGAAAAACAUGUCACAAUAGUAAAUUUGAAUGA